AGAGAAACAUUUUGUUCCCUUUUCAUAGUUUCAUUCUUUUGACAAUUUUAGCUUUAAUUAGGCAUUAAUACCAGAUUAAAACGACGGCAGAAUUAAGUCAACAUGGGCCAGUCACUAAAGGAACUGGACAAAUGGACAAUACAAUGGCUGCGGGAAAGAGAAUUGGGACAACGUUUCACCAUCAGACAUCAGCCAUCACGAGACACAUUGUGGAAAACAUUGUACAGUCGUUUCCACGUGCAAUCAAUGUGGCAUCCCAAUGACACAGUGGAUGACACUCAUCAUGGAGCUGUGUUCAAUUUUGACUUCUCUACUGAUGGGUCAGUAUUGGCUGCUGCAUGUGAACAAAAGUCUUUGUUAUUGUUUGAUCCUCUGAAUGGAAAGCUGAUUCAUACCCGCAAUGCAGCCCAUACAGAUUGUGUCAACUGUGUCAAAUUUCUUGACUCACGUCUGUUCGCCAGUUGCUCCGAUGAUACAAGCAUUGCAUUAUGGGAUUGCCGUUACCUAAAGAACAGAGUGCGGACUUUACAAGGCCACUCUAACUGGGUAAAGAACAUCGAGUACUCGCAUGAUGAUGGCAUGUUAUUGACUUCUGGUUUCGAUGGAAGCAUUUUCUUAUGGGAUAUUAACAAGUACUCUGAACAGAAUGAGGGUAACUGUGUGUUCCAUAUGAAUGGAUUAAUGCGCUCAAAGUUAACACCAGAUGCUUCAAAACUUGUUAUAUCCACAACUGGUGGCUACCUGAUUGUAAUACAUGACCUCAAUCUGAACACCUUAUCACAUGAUUUACAGGGCUUCAGGCCAAAUAUGUACAGAUUAAUGCAGAUGAGUGGCCAGCCAAUCAGACAAGGCUACCAAUUCAACCAUCUUUUUGAAAGAAAACGGAACAGGGUUGAGUUCAUUUCUGAUUUCCCAACUGGCAAUGACGCUGAAGUAAUCGCCUCGUUGCAGGUUCACCCUCAAGGUUGGUGUGUGCUCUCCAGGAAUACAAGUGGUGAUGAAAAUACAGAGUUUACGUCUGUACAUGACAUACAAACAAUUCCUAAGGAUUCCAACAAUGAAAGAACAACUACCGAACAGCCCCCCGAAACGAGGCCUGAACCCCAAUCAACACCCUCUGGUAGCACCCCCACUAGGGGGCAUGGUUCUGUCGUUAUCAACAUCAGGGUUGAAGAGACGGACGAUCCUAACGAGGCAGGAACUGUUCAAAUACGCCCAGUACACGGUCGGCAAAAUAGUGGGGAUAUAGAAACCAUUCCAUUACAUCCAAGAGUACCAGAGCCUAUUCCAAGUACAUCAGGUGGGAAUCUCGAAACUGUUCUUACUAACAGAGAAUUAACUCCAGAUGAACCUAUGGAGGUUGCACCAAGUGGGGAUCAAGAAACUGACAGAGAACCUGUUUUAUCAGGUUCAUCUGAGGAGGAUUUAGAAACAGUGAGAGUACAAUCGAUGUUCAGAGACGCCAACAGAGAACAAGAAUCAAGGACUGAUUUAUAUCAGAUUGGUGAUACAUCACCCAGAAGUGAUUCAGACAAUAGACAACAAUCACCCAGAAGUGAUGCAGGAAAUAGGCAACAAUCACCCAGACGUGAUUCUGACAAUAGACAACAAUCACCCAGAAGUGAUUCAGGAAAUAGGCAACAAUCACCCAGAAGUGAUUCUGACAAUAGACAACAAUCACCCAGAAGUGAUUCAGACAAUAGACAACAAUCACCCAGAAGUGAUUCAGGAUAUAGACAACAAUCACCCAGAAGUGAUUCAGGAUAUAGACAACAACCAACCAGAAGUGAUUCAGACAAUAGACAACAAUCACCCAGAAGUGAUUCAGACAAUAGACAACAAUCACCCAGAAGUGAUUCAGACAGUAUACAGCAACCACAGAGAAGUGAUACAGAUCAUAGAGAACAAUCACUUAUGAGACAAUCUGAGAGUAUGGAGGACAUAUCCAAUGAGCCAGUUGGCGAAGAACCAACUAAUGCAUCAAAUACUAAUGAAAGUGAUCCAGUUAUGUCAUAUGCAUUUAUAAAUAUAGGUGUUACAUAUGGCGAGGAGAAUAGUUCACAACCAAGUGCUUCAAAUAGACAGCCAAGGGCAUCAAAUAGACAAAUAAGUGCAUCGAAUAGACAAGUAAGUGCAUCAGAUUUUCAUAGUUCUGAUUCAAGCAGCAGUGAAGAUUCAUCAAAUUCAUCAAAUGUACAAGUUAGUGCAUCAAAUGUACAAGAAAGUGCAUCAAAUGUACAGGAAAGUGCAUCAAAUGUACAAGAAAAUGCAUCAAAUGUACAAGAAAGUGCAUCAAAUGUACAAGAAAAUACAUCAAAUGUACAAGAAAAUGUAUCAAAUGUACAAGAAAAUGCAUCGAAUGUCCAGGAAAGUGCAUCAAAUGUACAAGAAAAUGCAUCGAAUGUCCAGGAAAGUGCAUCAAAUGUACAAGAAAAUGUAUCAAAUGUACAAGACAGUGCAUCAAAUGUACAUGAAAAUGCAUCAAAUGUACAAGAAAGUGCAUCAAAUGUACAAGAAAAUGCAUUGAAUGUCCAGGAAAGUGCAUCAAAUGUACAAGAAAAUGCAUCGAAUGUCCAGGAAAGUACAUCAAAUGUACAAGAAAGUGCAUCAAAUGCACAAGAAAGUGCAUCAAAUGCAUAUGAAAGUGCAUCAAAUGCACAAGAAAGUGCAUCAAAUGCACAAGAAAGUGAAUCGAAUGUACAAGAAAGUGCAUCAAAUGAACAAGAAAGUGCAUCAAAUGUACAAGAAAAUGCAUCAAAUGUACAAGAAAGUGCAUCAAAUGUACAAGAAAAUGCAUCAAAUGUACAAGUAAGUGUACGAGAAAGUGCAACAAAUACAACAGACUCCGAUUCGGACAGCAGUGAUAACGAAGAAAGUGCAAGGACAUCCCACGAACAACGUGGUUUGAAUAGAACGUCGUCUACAAGGCAUCAAAUCAUACCUGCUCGGCAAAGAACGCUAGGAAGUCAAACUUUUGGGAGAGGGCGUAUAUCAAUCGGGGAUCUCCAAGCGGGGCCAUUCAGACAACAAUUACAAAGUUUAACUGGCCCGAAUAGAGAAACUGUUACAUAUGUGAUUAGAUCAGGAGCAAAUGUAGCCGAACAAACUAUGUUGUUAUUAAAUCAGGGACAGAGCUCUCGACCACGUGUACCUUCGGGGGCGAGGAUUCACCAGAAUACACCUAGAUUAACUCAUUACAUUUCCGAGCCAAACGUCGGAAGGGGCUUCAUAAAGGAGUUGUGUUUUAACUCAGAUGGACGUUUGAUUUGCUCACCAUUUGGUUUUUCUGUUCGAUUAUUGGCGUUUGAUCCCGAUUUGCGGGAAUUGUGCGAUUGUACACUGGACCAGCCUGUUGUUCUUUACGAGGUUAACAGUCAUAUUAAUCACGCCAGUUAUGUCGUAUCGACAAAAUUUAGCCCUGUUCAUAGUCUGUUUGUAACGGGAAGCAUGGAGGGUAAAGUCGCAUUUUACCAACCAAGACUAUAG
Messenger RNA from Owenia fusiformis, 3486 nucleotides. The record is from the annotation of a GenBank genome assembly. NCBI's taxonomy places the organism in Eukaryota, Metazoa, Annelida, Polychaeta, Sabellida, Oweniidae.